UUUGCUAUCUCAAGUUCUUAUCCAACACGCGCAAAGCAAUGGAACUUGAGGACUUGAUGAUCAUGGCGGCCGCGCUGCUAGGGUUCAUCUUGCUCUUCAAAAACCUGCUCGUCUUUGUACGAUGGCUUCAUGCCACAUUCCUUAGGAAGCCGAAGAACUUGCGCGAGUACGGCUCGUGGGCUGUCAUCACCGGCCCCACCGAUGGCAUCGGGAAAGCCCUAGCCUUUGAGCUUGCAUCCAAGGGCCUCAACCUCGUGCUCGUGGGUCGAAACCCUAAUAAGCUCGAAGCCACCUCAAGCGAGUUGAUGCAGAGAUACGAAAAAGAGAUCCAGGUCAAGACCGUAGUCGCCGACUUAGCAAAGCUGAGUGGAUUGGAAAUAGAGGUGGCGGUUGCUGAGGCGACCGAAGGGCUCGAUGUUGGGGUGGUGGUGAAUAAUGCCGGAGCGGCUUACGGUCAUCCAUAUGCGAAGUACUUUCACGAAGUGGAUGAUGAAUCGAUGGAGUGCAUAUUGAGAGUGAAUGUGAACGCAGCGGUGUGGGUAACGAAGGGAGUGAUCGAUGGAAUGUUGAAGAAGAAGAGAGGAGCGAUUGUGAAUAUUGGCUCUGGUUCCACCGUUUACGUCUCUUCGUUUCCUCUUCAAACCUUGUAUGCCUCAACCAAAGCUUUUAUGGCAAUGUUCUCAAAAAGCGUCGCUCUUGAGUACAAGGACCAAGGGAUCGAUAUUCAGUGCCAGGUACAUGUGUCAUAAUUUGUUAUACAAUGCGUAGAUAGAUGUCAAACUUUUUCAGUGCAUAUAUGUGGGUGAAUGAUCAACCUUUAACCUCUUUUCAAUUUGUGUAUAUUGUGUGAUGA
Molecule: messenger RNA, 853 nt
Organism: Syzygium oleosum
Lineage: Eukaryota; Viridiplantae; Streptophyta; Magnoliopsida; Myrtales; Myrtaceae
Product: very-long-chain 3-oxoacyl-CoA reductase 1-like
Exons: 3
Coding region: 39-749 (236 amino acids)
Cellular component (GO): endoplasmic reticulum
Molecular function (GO): ketoreductase activity
Source: RefSeq, a predicted model, not a curated record